Molecule: messenger RNA, 174 nt
Organism: Laccaria bicolor S238N-H82
Lineage: Eukaryota; Fungi; Basidiomycota; Agaricomycetes; Agaricales; Hydnangiaceae
Exons: 2
Coding region: 1-174 (57 amino acids)
Source: RefSeq, a predicted model, not a curated record
AUGCUACUUACAACCAUUUAUGUAGAGGCCCAAAUGCCUUCCAAAAUAGAAGGGAACACACCAGAGGCUGAAAUGCCUUUCCAAAUUGAAGGGAACACACAAGUGACCUCUUUCUCAGGAGCCUCGACCAAUCACCCUGACCUCCUGCUCGAAAAUAGAAAAGAUAAUAGUUGA